AUGGACUAUCGGAGAAUUGUUAUUGUGGGCAAACCUGGUGCUGGAAAGACAACACUCGGCAGAUUGCUUGCGCGAAUUCUUUCACUCGAACACGUCGAGAUUGAUGCCAUUCAUUGGCAGCCAAACUGGACACCCCUCGAUGCAUCCACGAUGCGACAACGCGUCGGCGACGCUCUGCCUGUCGAUGGCCGCUGGGUCGCCGAUGGAAACUACAAAGUCGUCCGCGACAUCGCCUGGGGCCGUGCCGACACCCUGAUCUGGCUCGAUUAUGGCCUGCUUUUCACAUUGUGGAGGUUGCUUUGUCGCACUCUGGGCCGCAUCAUAUUCCAAAGACGGCUGUGGAAUGGAAACCGAGAGGCGCUUUCGAAACACUUCACUUUGGAUAAGGAUGAGAACCUGUUCUUGUACAUGAUUGGGACACAUUCGAAGCAAAGGCGGGACUUCCCCGAAGCGCUGAAAGAACCUCCAUGUUCUCACCUUAGGGUGCUGCGAUUCCGAACAGCAUCUGAACUCGAUAUGUGGGUGCAGAGUUUGUCGCGCAUCUGCUCCUGA
This is a messenger RNA of Periconia digitata, 552 nucleotides long. The record is from the annotation of a GenBank genome assembly. NCBI's taxonomy places the organism in Eukaryota, Fungi, Ascomycota, Dothideomycetes, Pleosporales, Periconiaceae.